Molecule: messenger RNA, 739 nt
Organism: Blepharisma stoltei
Lineage: Eukaryota; Ciliophora; Heterotrichea; Heterotrichida; Blepharismidae
Source: the annotation of a GenBank genome assembly
AUGGCAACUCGAGUCUUAAUUGCAGAUGAUGAUGACUUUUGUGCAUCAACAGUGCAAGCAUUGCUCUCGUCCUUAUCCAUUGAAAGCGAAAUUGUUACCAAUGGAAUUGAGUGCUGUGAAAAAUUAGAAAGCGAACCAGGGAAAUUUCACAUUGUACUGAUGGACUUCUGGAUGCCUGAGAUGGAUGGACUCGAAGCUACUAGAUGCAUUAAAGAUCUUGGCUUAGGCCAAGUCAAUAAAGUUUAUGGAAUAACAGCAGAUUCUGAUCCUGAGAUAAUUGCUAAAGGAAGAAAUUCUGGAAUGGAUGAUGUUUUUAUCAAGCCAUUAACUCUCCCUCCCUCCGUGAGUGAACAAAAACAUUGUGUUCACUCACGGAGGGGGUUAAUUUUUUUUUUUUAAAACAAUUUAUAUAUAAAUUUAUAAAAAAUAAUUUUUUUUCGAAAUUUAAAAAAAUCCUAAUUCGCAAAAAUUGGAAAGCAAAUACUAAUUCGAUUUGCAAAAUUUAUGUUUUAAAAAGCAAUUCGUUCAAAACUAAACAGAAUUAGCUCUAGAUUUCAUUAUACUAAUUAUCAUUUAUAUAUCAAAAAUUUUUUUCCAUAAAAAAUUUUUUUAAUAAAAAAUUUUUGUUCACUCACGGAGGGUGGGUUUUUGGGCAAAAAAUAGCGAUUUUUCUAAUGGUUUUGUUCACUCACGGAGGGGGGGAGUAAGUAUACCUACAUUGCGAAAAAUACUGCCUUAG